AUGUCAAGGCUCUCUUUCCCUGUCAGCGACCUGAUCGAAGGCCCAGGCCUGCUUGCUGCCUCCUUUGUGCUGGGUGUGCUUUUGCAUCUGGGGUAUUUCAUCCAUGGCGAGCACCAUAUGCUGGCCUAUCGCUACUUCCAAGCCCUCCUGGCCUUGCCGGUAGUUGCCACGCUGGCUCUUGUGCGCCAUGGCGUGCAGCCAGUCGCUGCGCUCGGCCUGGUUGCUGCGCUGACUGGUACCCUCCUCCUGGGGCUUUUUACGAGCAUGGCUGUCUAUCGCGGCUUCUUUCACCCCUUAGGAUCAUUCCCAGGACCGCUGCUCGCCAAAUAUUCGAAGCUAUGGCAUUUGUGGAUCGCGUCGCGUUCUGUUCGCAAUUUUGAGGAGAUAGACAAGCUCCACCGAGAGUAUGGGCCAUUCGUUCGCAUCGGUCCCAAUGAGUUGUCCAUUGUCCAUCCUGAUGCCAUGAAGGUGGUCCACGGGUCCGCUUCCAAAUGUUCCAAGGGGACCUGGUACGAUAGCACACCGGGAUUGACCUCGAUGCAUAGCACUCGGUCACGGUAUUUCCAUGAUCUUCGCCGUCGAAGCUGGGCCAAAGGAUUCACUGCUCAAGCGUUGCGAGACUACGAAUCUCGAGUGAAGCUAUUCACUCAAUGUCUAACCCAACAAAUCGCCGCUCGCACGGGUCAGCCGUUGAAUGUCGCGCAGUGGUUCAACUACUAUAGCUUUGACGUCAUGGGCGAUCUUGCAUACGGCAAGUCUUUCGACAUGCUUGAGACAGGCGGCGGCCAUUGGGCGAUUGACCUGCUGAACGACGGUAUCUACUAUAUGGGGACCGUUGGCCAAGCCAUCUGGGCAGUCAUCCUCUUUACCCACGUGCCCAUACUCAACAGGAACUUUCGCCGGUUCCUAGCAUUCUGUGAGAAAAUGAUUGACGACCGGAUAGCGAUGGGGACCAAAUCUCAAGACAUCUCGACCUGGAUCCUCAACUCUCCUUCCAUGGCCGGCAGUGGUUAUACAGACAAAGCAUGGUUGCUGGGCGAUUCCCGCCUGAUCAUUGUGGCAGGCAGCGACACCACGGCCGCUACCUUGACACAUCUUUUCUACCAUCUCGUCAAGGAGCCGGCUCACAUCGAAACGCUCAGACAGGAGCUCGCCCCGCUCAAAGGAGAAUUCAACUUCACAUCUCUCCAGAAAUUGCCCUUUCUCAAUGCUCUGAUCAACGAGACCUUGAGAUUGCACCCUCCCGUACCGUCAGGGACUCAGCGUAUGACCCCGCCGGAGGGUAUACAGCUUGGAAACACCUACAUCCCUGGAGGUGUCAACAUCAUCAUCCCCUUCUACACCAUGUUCAGAGCCGAAAGCUGCUUUGAGCGACCGACCGAAUUCCUGCCGGAUAGAUGGUGA
Molecule: messenger RNA, 1404 nt
Organism: Cladophialophora psammophila CBS 110553
Lineage: Eukaryota; Fungi; Ascomycota; Eurotiomycetes; Chaetothyriales; Herpotrichiellaceae
Exons: 4
Coding region: 1-1404 (467 amino acids)
Molecular function (GO): heme binding; iron ion binding; monooxygenase activity
Source: RefSeq, a predicted model, not a curated record